AGAGGAGAAGAAGAAGAGAAACGUGACGCCUCGCCAUAUUACUACUAUUAUAAGAGAGGAGAAGAAGAAGAGAAACGUGACGCCUCGCCAUAUUACUACUAUUAUAAGAGAGGAGAAGAAGAAGAGAAACGUGACGCCUCGCCAUAUUACUACUAUUAUAAGAGAGGAGAAGAAGAAGAGAAACGUGACGCCUCGCCAUAUUACUACUAUUAUAAGAGAGGAGAAGAAGAAGAGAAACGUGACGCCUCGCCAUAUUACUACUAUUAUAAGAGAGGAGAAGAAAAACGUGGCGAUGGAGAAGAGAAACGUGACGCCUCGCCAUAUUACUACUAUUAUAAGAGAGGAGAAGAAAAACGUGGCGAAGGAGAUAAACGUGACGCUUCGCCAUACUACUACUACUAUUAG
This is a messenger RNA of Scutellospora calospora, 405 nucleotides long. NCBI's taxonomy places the organism in Eukaryota, Fungi, Glomeromycota, Glomeromycetes, Diversisporales, Gigasporaceae. The record is from the annotation of a GenBank genome assembly.